AUGGCGACAAGACAGGAACGAUAUAAGCAGGCGCCUCAGACAGCGCAGGAGAGACGCGCUGGCGAGUCAGCAUUGAGUGACUUCGCCGACUACGUUCAGCAACAGCAAGCACUACGAAAACCUCCAGGCCCAGCAGGUACUAGCACGCUACCAGCGAAUGGCGCUUCAAAGCACGAACACGCCGAACUCGACAUUCUCGAUACCCUAGACCUCGCAGAUGACAAACCGAAAGUCAAGAUCAAGCAUCUAUUUCUUGAUGAAGGCGAUACCAAGGAUGAAAGUACUCAGCAGCUACAGGAGAUUUUUAGCACACGUCUAGAGGAGGGCCAUGGAGAGUGCCUAUUCGAUAUCGGGUUGGAGGACAAUGGCGAUAGCCAGUUGUUGACCGAGCCAGAGUGGGAAGCUGCUCUGGCGCGGAUACAGGGCAUCCUCGAACGGCUAAAAGCAGACUGGAAGAUUCUCAUGACCAAGAACGUACCGAAUAGCACAGUCGACGUCGGAGCCGACAAAAAAGAGCGAGGAUGCGUGGGCAAACUCAUGGCCAGACGGCGGCCGGAGAGCGUGGACGAUACCAUUGAGACACGAAUAGCGGUUGUCGGCAACGUAGAUGCUGGAAAGAGUACUUUGCUGGGUGUACUCGUGAAAGGCGGUCUAGAUGACGGACGUGGAAAGGCGCGAGUUAACCUCUUCCGCCACAAGCACGAGAUGGAAACUGGGCGAACAUCAAGCGUGGGCAUGGAAAUCAUGGGCUUCGACACCAAGGGAGAGGUCGUGGUUUCUGGCGUGCCUGGCAGGAAGCUGAGCUGGGAAGAGAUCGGAAAACGCAGUGCGAAAGUCAUCUCCUUCACCGACUUGGCUGGCCACGAACGAUAUCUACGAACCACGGUCUUCGGGCUGCUCUCUAGCGAGCCGAAUUACUGCCUCCUGAUGGUCGCGGCCAACAAUGGCCUUAUCGGAAUGUCGAAAGAGCACCUGGGUAUCGCUCUCGCCCUGAAUGUGCCCGUCAUGGUGGUCAUUACUAAAAUCGAUAUCUGUCCGCCCCAGAUCCUUCAGCAAACCUUGACUCAGAUUACGAAAAUCUUGAAGUCUCCAGGAGCUCGAAAAAUUCCUAUAUUCAUCAAGACCAGGGAGGAAUGCAUCAAUACGGCGACGCAAUUCGUCAGUCAGCGAAUAUGUCCAAUCUUCCAGGUCUCCAAUGUCACCGGCGAGAGCCUGGAUCUAGUCCGCGAGUUCUUGAAUAUUCUACCUCACCACGGCAAGUACGAUGUGGACGCGCCAUUUGAGUUCCAUGUCAACGAUACGUUCUCGGUUCCCUUCGUCGGAACUGUCGUUAGUGGAGUCAUUAAAUCCGGCAUCAUCCAUACCGGAGACACCGUUAUGAUCGGGCCAGACAGUCUCGGCCAAUUCACUACGACCACUGUUCGUUCCAUCGAGCGAAAGCGUAUUGGAGUUCCAGCUGCGACCGCAGGCCAGAGCGCUUCUUUCGCGCUCAGGCGAGUCAAGAGGAAGGACGUCCGCAAAGGCAUGGUGGUCCUCCUCAACAAAUCGGAGACAAAUCCAAAUUUCGAGGCUCCGAAACCGACAGUAUAUCGCGAGUUCGUGGCAGAAGUCUUGAUCUUGUCCCAUGCGACGACCAUUCGGACGAAGUAUCAAGCCAUGCUUCACGUAGGCCCAAUCAGCCAGACAUGCGCAAUCAUCGAUAUUGACAGAGCAUAUAUUCGAACUGGAGACCGGGCGACUGUAGCCUUCCGUUUUGUUCAGAGGCCUGAAUUCCUGGCUGCAGGUGACCGAAUAUUGUUUCGAGAGGGUAGGACGAAAGGUCUAGGUAUCGUCAAGCAAGUCGGCUACGAUCCUUCUAAGCCCCUCAAUCCGGAGACUGCCAAGGAUCGAGAACUGAGUGCCGUCGAUGAGGAGAAGCAGAGGCCAGCUACGAUCAAAGCUGCGACAUGA
Molecule: messenger RNA, 1950 nt
Organism: Pseudocercospora fijiensis CIRAD86
Lineage: Eukaryota; Fungi; Ascomycota; Dothideomycetes; Mycosphaerellales; Mycosphaerellaceae
Exons: 3
Coding region: 1-1950 (649 amino acids)
Biological process (GO): translational elongation
Molecular function (GO): GTPase activity; translation elongation factor activity; GTP binding
Source: RefSeq, a predicted model, not a curated record